GAAUCUACCCGAGAGCGGAUCGAUUCCGAGCAGGAGGAAGGUCGCGCCGCGAUGGCGGUGCUGAGUGUGUUGCGGGCCGCCCUGCGCGGCGCCUCCUCGUCUCUCUUCUCCGCCGCCACUGCCUCCUCUUCCUCCUCGUCAGCGGCCUCCGCCACCUCGCCCCUGAGGUGUCUGCUCGGCCGCGUCCCGGCUGGCCACGUGCGCUACAGCAGCGGCAGCAGCAAGCGGUUGUUCUUCAUCGAGCCCACGAAAUACUUCGACAACAGAUUUCUAAAUCUCACGAUAUUCUACUUAGCCCUGACUGGUGUGCCCGCUGCUAUCAUCAUAACGUACAUCAAUGUGUUUGUUGGUGAGGCGAAGCUGGCCGAGAUUCCAGAGGGUUACAUCCCUGAAAACUACGAGUACCAUAAGCACCCCAUCACGCGGUGGAUCGUAAAGCACGUACUGGAUCCCCCGGAGAAGAACUACGAGAAGGACAUGCACCUCAUCGCAAAGGAGAUGGAGAAGUCCCACCAUUAUGCCAUCGAAGCCAAAGCUCGUCGCUUGAUGCGGGACCGCGGAGACGGGCCCUGGUCCGUCAUGCCGGUCCAGGACCCCGCGGUCAUCAUCCGUCAUCACAAGGCCACCCCGGACGACUGAGCGACGUCCACCCCACACCGACCUGGCAUCGUUCUCUCGCCAAAUGCCGUAGCCGUGGGGCUCCCUCUUGUGCAACCCACCGGACCCCCUUGCCGUGUCAGUGAAGACUCCGCACGUGGCCGGCGCUGUUGUGGUCAAAAAGCUGCGUUUCCAUUUUCACCAUAGUGUGUCUGCGCGCACGUUGUGUGCUCUGAAAAAAAUAAAUAACACUUUUGAACCCGAAGAGAAUAUUA
Molecule: messenger RNA, 872 nt
Organism: Petromyzon marinus (sea lamprey)
Lineage: Eukaryota; Metazoa; Chordata; Hyperoartia; Petromyzontiformes; Petromyzontidae
Gene: NDUFB5
Product: NADH:ubiquinone oxidoreductase subunit B5
Cellular component (GO): respiratory chain complex I
Source: RefSeq, a predicted model, not a curated record